Messenger RNA from Papilio machaon (common yellow swallowtail), 1702 nucleotides. RefSeq names its product CWF19-like protein 1. Gene Ontology annotation, biological process: mRNA splicing, via spliceosome. The record is from RefSeq and is a predicted model, not a curated record. NCBI's taxonomy places the organism in Eukaryota, Metazoa, Arthropoda, Insecta, Lepidoptera, Papilionidae. The transcript is spliced from 11 exons. Gene Ontology annotation, cellular component: post-mRNA release spliceosomal complex. The coding region runs from base 101 to 1702 and encodes 533 amino acids. Gene Ontology annotation, molecular function: RNA lariat debranching enzyme activator activity.
AAGACUUAAGUUAGUUUUGAUAAGUGACUAAAAUAAGAAAUUUAGGAACUAGAAAACUUAAAAUUAAGUGUAGCGUAUCAACAAGAUAAUUUACGAUACGAUGACGGAUAAACAGAAAACUCUCGUUUGCGGUGAUGUCAAUGGAAAUUUCAAUACAUUGUUUUCCCGCGUUGAUUCAAUUGUAAAGAAAUCCGGACCAUUUGAUAUUUUGCUUUGCGUGGGAAAUUUUUUUGGCGAUGACAACUCUCAACUUGAUGCAUAUAAGAUGGGUACUAGGAAAGUUCCUGUAACCACAUAUGUUUUUGGACCCAGUGAUGAAAGCCAUGUACAAUAUUAUUGUGAAGAAGGAAGUGAAAUUGUACCGAAUGUUGUCUAUAUGGGUAAACGAGGUAUAUUUACGACUAGUUCUGAUGUGAAGAUUGCCUAUCUCACUGGUCUAUCACGGAGAGAACUUGGUAAGGAUAUUCCAAUGUGUACAUUCGAGCCGAGUGAUUGUAGUGCAGUUAGAGAUUCCUGCUUCCGUGGGCAGAGUGAGUAUAGAGGUGUGGAUGUACUUAUAACUACUCUAUGGCCAGCUGGAAUUGAAAAUGAUGACUGUCAAAAGAUGGAUAUAGCAAAAGAUCGUUUGUCUGAUUUAAUUGCUUGGUUGGCGAUGCAUGUUAAACCAAGGUAUCAUUUUGUACCUUCUACAGAUAAAUAUUAUGAAAGACAACCAUACAGGAAUCAAAGUAUACAUCAAGAUUAUCGCGAGUGUGCAACUAGAUUUAUAGGUUUGGCCCCUGUUGGGAACAAGGCUAAAGAGAAAUGGAUCUAUGCAUGUUCUUUGCAACCUAUCACCAAAAUGAGAAUGACAGACCUCCUGCAGGCAACCACUGAUGAAACACUCUGCCCAUACGAUCCAGAACUGAUAAAGCAACAUCAGCCUGGAAAAGUUGUUAAGUUCUCAGGCAAUGGCCAGUACUUUUACAAUAUGGAUGCAGUAGACGAUGAUCAAGGUAAAAGAAAAAGAAAGAGUGGUGAUACUGAAAGAAAACGAAGGGAAUUCGAUCCAGAUAGUUGUUGGUUCUGCCUAUCUUCCCCCACGGUUGAGAAGCAUCUCGUGAUAUGUGUGGGCACACACUGUUACCUCGCGUUACCUAAGGGCCCACUCACACCGUACCACGUGUUGAUCUUACCUAUAGCACAUCACCAGUCCGUCAGUAAGGCACCUGACGAAGUUGUUAACGAAAUAAAGAAAUUCAAAGAGGCGUUAAAAGAAUUUUAUAAAUCAAUGAAGAAGUUGGUUGUGUUCUUUGAGAGGAAUUACAAAACAUCGCAUAUGCAAAUACAAUGUGUGCCUGUGCCUAGAGCAUGCGAGUCACAGAUAUUGGAAGUUUUUCAGGACGAGGCGGGUAUAAACAGUAUCCAGAUAGAAGUUCUGCCGCCGUACGCGGACAUAGCGCAGGUGGUGCUACCAGGUGCGCCAUAUUUCCACGCAGAACUACCCACCGGGGAUCAGAUAUUCGCUAAGACGAAACAACACUUCCCAUUACAGUUCGGAAGGGAUGUAUUAUCGAGUCCUCCGAUACUGAACUGCGAGGACAAAGCGGACUGGAGGCAGUGCCUCAUCAGCCGCGAAGAGGAGGACGACCACGUCGCCGCAUUCCGCACUAACUUCAGACCUUACGACUUCACUAUUAAUGAAGACAGUGAUAGUGAAUAA